Molecule: messenger RNA, 1106 nt
Organism: Coniophora puteana RWD-64-598 SS2
Lineage: Eukaryota; Fungi; Basidiomycota; Agaricomycetes; Boletales; Coniophoraceae
Exons: 6
Coding region: 1-1086 (361 amino acids)
Source: RefSeq, a predicted model, not a curated record
AUGUUCUUCGUUCCCGUUGGCCAUGUCAUCAUCUCAUCCCCCUUCUCACAUUCAUCUACCUUGUCCGCCGUCCGCACCCAUGCGGAAUCCUCACCUUUUGGUCAACGUCCAAACGCUCCGCCUAUUUCGAAUAUACCGUCCUGGCUCCAAGUCUCAUCGGUCCACCUGUCAAUUAAGCUGUCGAUGCCGCAUUAUCACCCGCCCCAACCCGUGGUCGAUGUAUGGAUCGCAGGUCCAACAGUCAAUGGACUGCGCCUGAGAAGCGCCCCACCGGGAUUGGCAUUGGCUGUGUCCGCGAUCUCGCUCGAAAAUCGUUGCGGGCUCAACUGGAAUUGGGCCGACGUUGCGAAUCGUGGCGCAGUCGGCGAGAACGAGCUCACUAUGGGCAUCUGGCCUACUUCUAAUCCCGAAAAUCGGUUCUUCUGUAUUCAAGGUGGCUGCAGUUACUCUUGCUGGCAGGAAAGGGUGAUCCGUCGCCAUUGUGGAAAAGUCCAUGAGAUCCAGCCAGCUAAAAAGAGAGUACACUGGGAAGAUCAAGAACCCGAGAGCACCAAGCAGGAGAGGGAGGCGAGGCUUCGGUGCUUUGAUCCCAAAUUUCCCUGGGUUUAUUUGACGCUUGAGGAAAUACAAACCUUCGAGUCGGAAACCGACUGCGAGGAAUCAGAUGACGACAGCGUCGAAGAUGGAGGCGUCAUGCACCCAGUUGGGCCUGAGACGAGUGAAUGCUCCUCCGCUACGCACAAUCACCCGAGUGUUGCCCCAUGCAUCAGCUUGGCUCUCGAAGUGAAUGACAGUGCUUUAAACAACGAAAUUGUUUCAUCAGCUACCGGAAACACCUCAAAUGAUAGUCAUGAGCACACCUUGUUGCAUCACCAGUUUCAAGGUCGCCAACUCAGCUUGGCGCAAUGUCAACAGGGUGAGGUCGGCUUUGAUGACCUCGACUAUCUAGGAUCUGGGCACCAAGAUGGUGGCAUCACGGACCAAGACUUCGAAUAUCUACUCAACCUCAUGCGAGUACCUGGUAGUAGUACUCGCUCUGGGGACCAGUCUCAGGACUUUGACUUUUCCUGGAACAACGAGCAGUAGCCAUUUACCACAUUUGUAUG